Messenger RNA from Strongylus vulgaris, 912 nucleotides. The record is from the annotation of a GenBank genome assembly. NCBI's taxonomy places the organism in Eukaryota, Metazoa, Nematoda, Chromadorea, Rhabditida, Strongylidae.
AUGCUGAGGCCUGAGGACAGGGGUGCCAUACCACGGCCGCUACCGAGGUCCCCUUCUCCACUGAAGUCACCAGCUCCAGAUCGUAAACUCAAUGGUCUCACUCGCCUUCCUCAAGAUGCCUAUCGAGAGCCCGUCGUGCAGAAUACAAUCAUCAACUCUGAACAUCCAAACCCUCGAAAGCUAAAAGGCUCGGGGAUGAAUUUGGUGAAGGAGAUCCAUGAGAAGGAGCAAGAAGCACUUCGGAAGAUAAAUGAGCGCAUGAAGAAUCUUCCUCCGCCAGUGGAUGAGGUACGAAUUUACAUACCAAGACGAAAGAAACCGGUAACGACUACAGAGGCAUUUGCUAAACUGCCUGAUGAACCUCCACAAGUUGUCUUUGAGCCAGAUUAUGUCGUUGUCGAAAAAGAAGAGCCACAGAACAAAUGGAUAUUUGAGGGGGAAGUGGAAAGACCAGUGGAAACUGUGGAACGAGUACGCUCAACAUCCAAUACUGCCCAGUACGUGCAACAACCGAUUCAACAACUCGUACAACAACCCUUGCAGCAGCCCGUGCAAACGCCAAGUGAUACUGAUUCCGUGGCGUCGAAUGAGAAACCAGCAGUAAGAUAUGUUAAACAGCCAUGGAAGCUAACAAUAAGAAAGGAGAUGUUCCAUCCGAAAGAAAAUCUAGACGACGUGCAAGUUAUUAACCAAGUAUUUGCACAAAUAAUUUCUGACUGUCGUAAGGGAAUCGCUUACCGGAUCCGAUCAUAUGAUAGAGAUCAAGUUGUCGAAAUCCUAAAGGCUAGCAACGUCCCGCCAGAUAUGCUUAACCGACAAUCUGAGAUUCCACUUGAUAUCAAGGUCGCUGUUAUUGAGGCGGCAAGGAAAUGGCCACUAUAUUUUGCACAAGUUUAUGAAGUAAGAAUUUAA